Molecule: messenger RNA, 1872 nt
Organism: Triticum aestivum (bread wheat)
Lineage: Eukaryota; Viridiplantae; Streptophyta; Magnoliopsida; Poales; Poaceae
Exons: 4
Coding region: 1-1872 (623 amino acids)
Molecular function (GO): zinc ion binding; nucleic acid binding
Source: RefSeq, a predicted model, not a curated record
AUGGGCGCGGCGCUGGGCAUUUCGACCGUGGCCGCAGCCGCGGCUUCGAUUCUCACGUCUGGAAGCGCAAGACGGAGAUGGGAAGCUCCUCCACCACCAACGACAAGUGGGAUGAGGCGGCCGGCGCCCUGCAGGCAAACCGAACCCGGCAAUCCAGAUGGGAUGGGGAUGGUGGCGACCUGCAGGAGUCUCAGGUGCCGGCGACGAACCGAUGGGCAGCAGGCACCUCGUCCCCACCGCCAGGAGCUGCGUGGUGGUGAUGCCGGAAGCGACAAGGCUCACCACGCCUUCGAGAAGAACACUGCCACUGCUGCUAAUCGCGAGUACUCCUCCUCUGGUACUAUCGUUCCUCCUUGUGAUGCUUGUCAGAUCUGCCAUCUUCCUGGGCAUUUCACUGUUAGGUGUCCUCAGGCUCUUUGUGAUAGAUGUAAGAAAAGAGGUCACCUAUCCUUUGUCUGCAAUGAGUUCUUUCCUUGGGAUUACACACCUGUGAUGUGUGCUUUUCAAACUAAGGGCCAGGGCUUCUUUUACAUUCCUGAUUACAGCGUGGAUAGGCAGAGUAGGGAUAACAUUUUCAACAUUGUUGUUACCAUUACUGAUGGCUCUGCUCAGACCAAAGAUAUUGAACAUGAGUUGAGUUUUUACGUUGGCCAGGGAUGGCGAUGCUCUGCUAGAUUCUUUGCUCCACAAAAGUUUGUCAUGAGAAUGCCGAACCCUAGAGAGGUUGACAGAGCUCUUUUUGUUGAAAAUAUUAAACUGAAAAAGUGUGGGGUCAGUGUCAAGUUUUCUCCUUGGUCUGAGGAUAUUGAUUCUGAGGGACUGUUAGAGAUUGCUUGGGUUAAGGUCGGAAAAAUUCCACCUAACAAGAGAUGUGAUAAAACUGUAGCUUAUGUGGGAGGCCUUGUUGGAAUUACUCUGGAAGUUGAUAUGUCUACCAUAAACCGCCCAUCCUCUGUCAGAGCUAAAAUCGGUUGUAGAUCGAUAGCUCAACUCCCUGCCACUGCUGAAGGGGUGCUUGCAGGACGUUUCUACAGGUUUACAUAUGAGGUUGAGGAGGUUUUGGGUGGCAAGUCCUGUCGCCUGCUAUACGAUGAUAAGGAGGGAUCUCCCUCUACUGAAAGUGAUGGGGACAAUUCCCUGCUCAUUGAAACAUUACAGAGAGAAAUUGAGGAGAAAAUGAAGGAUGGCAAGGGAGAUUCCUCCAACUGGAUUGUCCCCAGGAAUCCUGUUGUCAUGGAGAAAACUGCUCAAGUCAUUCAGAUUGUGGAGGUAACUGGUGAGGUGGACCCUGGGAUCAAGACUUCGUGCAGCUAUGUGGUACAACUCCCGUCCCCUGAAAACACUGAAGAGAUCAUUCUCACUCCUCCACUAGCAACUGAAGCCCCGCUGAGAUUCAGCAAGCGUAACCUUUCUGGAAUGCAGGACAAGGUGGAGGAUAAGGCCAAAAAAUGGCUAGUAAGAGGAAUCUGGAAGUUAAUUAGCAGAGCUUAUAAGAUAGGGGUAGAAAUACCCAAUGAUGAUUUCGUUGUUGUUGACAUUAUUAGAGAGCUUGAGUGCGCCCGAAAAGAAUUAGAUGAUAAAAAAGAAGAUAAUAAUGAUGAUAAAGAGCAGGAUAACAUGACUGUGACAAAUGGCUUAGGCAGGAAUACCCCUGUGAUAUUAGAGUGGUUAGACCAGGAAGAGCAUAUUUUUGAGCGUAUUUCUUCUGUGAAACCUAAGAAUAAAAAACAUAAUAAAUCCAAUAUCAAAAUUUCUAGGCCUGUGACUAGGAGUCAGAAAAGAAACAACACUGAGAAAGAAUUGUUAUGUAACCCUGCCCCGUCUCCUGGUAGGGUUACUAGAGCCAAAUUCCACAAAAAACGUUCCAAAUGA